ACACAGCUUGUUUGAUACUACUGUAUUUGUUUUCACGCGAGCAUGAAAACUGUGGGAUGUAAUGUAACACGCUGUGUCUGUAGUGUAGUAAACGGUAAGGUACCUAAUUAGGUAACUAAAGGUAAACUCCAUCGAUGAAGGACACAUGGGGAACAAGUUGGUACACGAAUCGUUGUUGUUGUUUGAAUUAGCUGACAACGGGCCACGUAAAUUGUUUUGUUUUAUAGCGCACCACCCAUAGCCAUACAAGAGUCUACCUUUGCAAUUCACCUUUCGCACUAAGUGGCAAACAAUAACAUCAGUGAGAAGUGGAAGGAAUCCUUAAUAAUUAAUCGGACCGUGCGGUGUCUGCGUUGUGUUUAACUCGACCUAAACUAAAGCUGGUAGGCUUCCCUCCGUUUUUUUAAACGUGUUACAACCUGUCGGUGUUGUAACUAUCAGCAAACUACAGAUGGUUCAGCCAGCGCAUUUGUCAUUGUUGGUUAUGUCAAGAAAAGAGGGUGUGCCUAUUGACUACUGAGGUCGCACUGAACAGUAGGAAUCUCUGUGAUAUAGUGGUGGCAUUCUGAAGAAAGAGCUUUAAAAAGAUUUGAAUCGACUUUCCCAGGAAUAUAUGAAUGAACAUACCUGGUACACUACAGAUGAAUGCAGUCUCUGAUUCCUAAAUCAGUGACUGGUCAGCAACCCGUAAUGUGUUAAGCUGGUGUUCGUUUAUAAGAGUUUGAAUGAUGUCCACAGAAAGUGAUGAAAUGUAUGCUCCUCGGGUUUCGAGGUCCCGCUCAAAUUAUGUAGACUCUUCCGACAGUUAUGAAGCCAUGAUGGCUGACCCUGUUAAUAAACUGGCAUCCAACCUCAAGGACACAACUAGAAAUCUGCGUAGUUUGGAUCACAUGCUGGGUACAUAUAGAGAGGUGGGCAGGGAGCAGAAGUCUGCCAUAGACAAGCUGCGCACAGACCUGGAUAAGACAGCAGAGGAAUUGGAGCAGGAGAGGCUACGUAACUCUAUGUUAACAGCUCGCAGCUUGAAAGUCAGUGACCUUGAUGGACCAGACCGCACACGUAGGAAAUCACACUAUGACGACUACUCUGCUCAUAGCGAUGUGGAGUCGCCAACACGACGCAAGAAGAAGUCAGGAUCUGUACGCUUUGCCGAUGACAUGAACCGAGAACUGCAUGACCUUCACCAGUCAGUGCGAGAUCUGUCUCACAAUCAGGUGACUUUAGAGGACAGCUUCAGUCGACAGCUGGACAGACGGGACAGGGAUGAUUUUGAUACCAGAAGAAGUUUACGGGACAUAUCAGAAGGACUGAGGACACAUGUAGCAAUAGAUCCAGUAUCAUCCAGUGUGGAAAGACGCCUGCAGUCGCUACAAAAUGAUCUGUUAGCAGAGCGCAGGAUGAUGGAUAGGAAAUUUGAUGAAGUGGGAACCAUCUCCUCAGAACUAAAACAGGCUCUACACAGUCAGCUCCAGGCUCCACCUCUAGCUCCUCCCACUCAGCCCGCCCCUGAGGACUGGAAGAUGAAGAGUCAGCUAUUACAGUCAGAGUCUAUCAGACACAGGCUUGAGUCUGAACUCGACCAUGUCAAGAGAAAGCUAGAUCAUAGUGAAGGUGGGAAGUCAGCACUUCAGCAACAGAUAGACGAUUUAAAACUACAGCUAUCUCGAGCUGAUGAGGAGAGGUCCAAAAUCCGGUCACAACUGACGGAAAGUCGUAUGGAGGAAGAUGUGAGGGAUCGGAGGAAAAUGAGAACAGUUGAAGAAGAGAAGGAUAGAGAACGUCAGAGAUUCCAGUCAGAAAUAAACGAGCUGAGGGGUCAUCUGUCAAAGUCGCUGAGCAUGACCAGUGAGGUGGAUGACCUGCGUCGAGGCGUGGAGCGCAGCGAGAGACAGAGGGCGCAGCUCUCAGACCACAUCGAGGUCCUCACAAAAGAUCUGGAAAACCGUGAAAAGCAAAAUGCAAAGUACAUCACCCAGCUGAAGGAGGUGUCUGACAAGUCUGAGGAAGCAAACCGUCAGAAGUCUCACCUGACCACUCAGCUUGAAGAUGCCCUACAGAGACUGAAGGAGUACACGCGGGAGGUGGAGAGGCUGUCUAAUGAGCUGAGGGUCACACAGCAGGCACUGGCAGAGAGCGAGCGCAAGAAAGAGGAGUUCAAGGGAAGAGCUCAGGAGACAGUCAGACAAUGGAAGAUGAAGUGUAAACAGGUAGAGAGAGACGCAGACCGCCACAAACACAGCGCUUCACAGAUGAUGCAGAGGAAUGAACACCUGGUCAAGGAGCUAGAAAACAUCAAACAGCAUGGAAGUGCAGCUACUGUGCAGCUGGAGAACAUACGCCGGGAAAUGGGUGACAUUCUGGCAGUGCGUGCGGCUCAGGAUGAGCAGCUGCGACUGAGGGACGUGGAGGUUAACGAGCUCAAGUCACACCGUCUCGACCUGGAUAGAGAGAUGAGGGAUGCUAGGACAGUCGCAGAAAAGCUGGAGAAUGAACUACGUAAUGCUGACUCGCGGCUGACAGGUGUGCUGGAAGAGAAGAACAGGCUAGAAGAUCAGUUGACUAGCAUCCAGGCUGCCCACUUACUGACUCAGGACAAGGCCAGCCAUUUGGAGAAAGAGUGUCAGGAGUUACAGUUAACAAAAGCUGACCUGGCAGCUCAGCUGGGGGAUGCUAAUGUUCAGAAACAGGAACUUAAGAUGGUUUUAGCAGAGGCAAACCACAAGGAAAAGCUCUUUCAGGAAGAGAUUGGCAAUGUUAGAUGUCAAGUGAAAGAGGAGCGCGAUUCACAUCAAGCUGUGUUAGAAGGAUUGAAGAGGGAGCUGUCAGAACUUAAGGGUCGUGAACACCAGGUGGCUCAGCAGAUUGCCCACAGAUAUAGAAAAGAGCAGGUUGAGACAGAGGCAGAGCUCCAGGCUCUCAAGAUGGAACUUCAUGAACUGAGAUCUUCCCUGAAAAUGGCCAGAAGACAGGAUGAGAAUAUGAAGGUGGAGUUAGUCAGACUUCAUGAUGAGAUACAGCGAUACGAAGAGGAGAACAGUGAAUUAAGGAGAAAAGUGGAGAGAGCUAAACAAGAGUUCCAAACACAGACUCAGCUGGCUGAGGAUGACUUGGGCAGGGUAAAGGUUUUAGAAGAUGAGCUACACUGUGCAAAGGAAGCUGUCCGUAGACUGGAGAGAGAGAACUUGAACCUGUUGAAGGAGCUUGCGUUUGACGUGGAUGCAGCGUUAGAUGUGGCCUCUACGGAGUCCCCGGAAAAGUACCAGGCCAUGAACAACGUGAAGGGCUGUCUGUCAGGUCCUCCCCAAGUAUUAGCAGAGAUGAAGGGUAAGAUCCAGUGGAUAAAGGAGGAGUUCCGUGAGAGGAUGAAUCGGGAGAAGAAACUGCGACAAGACUUCCGUGAGGCGCUAUCUAGCACAGACUCUGACCGUCAGUACUUCCUGAAUGAACUGUCCAAGAGAGAGGAUGCUCUAGAGGAGCUGAACAAUGUCAAGAAAGAGCUAGUCAUCCGCGAUAGUGAAAAUGUGAAUUGUGUUGAGAAUCUUCAGGAUCAAAUCUUGGAUCUGACUGACCAGCUAGAGCUACAGAAGCUGAGAGAACAGGAGCAGUCUAGGAUCUUCAGUGAGGAGCGUCAGCAUGUGAUAGAGGAUAUAGAGGAGACCCAAAAAGAGCGAGAGAGAAUACAAGAGAGAUACCUAAGGCUUCAAGAGACGAUGAGACUGCUGCAGGAUGACCUCAGGGAGACAAAACUGACCUCACAUAAGAGUUGUGAAGAUCUCCAUGCUUCCACACCAAAUCCAUCCAAGAAGAAACACAGAGUCAGGAUUUGUGAAAGUCCUGUCAGGUCAAGGUCACAGUCAAGAUCAGGGUCAAGGUCACGCUCUGGAUCAAGGUCAAGGUCAAGGUCUUGCUCCCCCAGUAGAAAUGUAGACCUGGGGAAAACCCCGCCACCUUUGACCUUGUCUGAUGAGGAAUUCAGAAACAGGUUCUUACCCAGGACUCCUGAAGUUGUGCACGAGAUUAUAUGAGUCUCCAUUGUUUGACUGCCUUACCCACAGUGAAGGGGAAUGGAUCUGUCUGUGUGGCAAGGUGCUGCCACUGUUGCCUUGUGCUGUAAUACUGCUGGGAUUGAACCCAUUGUUACCUAUAUAAUUGGCGCUGAGUGAAAUAAUGGUAGAGUUUUGGCUGAUGUUAUAUGUACAGCCGGCAGGCCAGCCCCAGUUGUAGUGUUGUACAGGGUAGUAAUGUUUGUCCCAUUUUGUUGUCACACCUGAUCUAUUAACCUUUAUGUCUUGUCAUGUCCACCCAGUUUUCUACAACUAAGCUAUUUAAUUAUGGUUUAUGAAAUAAAUAUUGAUGAGACUGACUAUUGAUCAAACAAAGUGUUGAUCAAAAAUCUCAUUCAUGAUCAAACCGUAUGUUUAUGAUCAAAGAUCAUGUAGAUAAAAAAUGAUGAUGAUGAUGAUAAUCAUGUUUAAUCAAACGUGGUGUAUGAUCUGUUCAGAUGAGUUUUGUUAUCUGUGAAGAUGAUUUCCUGUCUGAGUGCACAUCAGUACUGCUUGCAUCUGUUCUAUAAUAGUGUGUACUUGAGAAGUGUGUGCAGGGUUACUGUGGAACUCCCACCAUUCUGUUUCAACGUUAGCAUGUGGUGCAUUAUGAAACCUGUUCUGUGCUACUGUGCACCUUAGAUAUCAAACAUGUGUAAGUGAUAAGUGUGUGUGUUUCAUAGAAUGUGUGUGAAAUAUGAGAGAGUGUGUGCAUGUGAUGAGUGUACAAAGUGUGUUGUGGGCUAUAGUCCUGUGUGCUAUAGUUAUGUGUGUAGGUGAUCGUCUCAGUCAGGUAAGCUUGGGUGUGCUACCCUAUUUGUCUGUGAUAUAUCCCAGUAAAGUUAUAACAGCAUAUAUAUUAUCUAGGGUUUUAAUAUCGGACUCUACAUGUAUUUAUGGCGAUGCUAAUCAUAGAUUAUUUUUGCAACUGGUGUGUGAUGAUAAACAUUUAUGAAGUGUAAAUAUUUUUGAGAAGAAUCCGAUAACCUGUUAGAGAUUGAGUGCUAUUGAUGUGUUUUUGGAAACCUUUACAUUUUCUUAAUGGUGGUAACAGCGAAAUAAUGUUUAACCGGAGAUACUUAAUUUUGAGAAUUGAGAAGUAGUGUUCUUCAUUUGUAUGGACUUACUUUGUCUACAGUUUUUCUGUGGUUCUUCACAAUUUGUUGACAUCUUUGUGGAUAGGGGUAGCAGCACUGGAGUAUAUGAUGGAUGUCAGGUAGUUCAGUAUUGGUUAACUUUCCGUGUAAUCAGUAACAGCGGGAGACUCGAGGAUGAGCUGCACACCCAGUCCAAAUGACAGUAGAAUGCAUUGUUUUCUUCUGUGACGUUGCAGUGCGUUUGUACUUCAUGUAUGUUUUAUGCGCACACCUACACCGUUAAUUGUGAGGUAAUAAUGUAAAGAACAAAUGAGUCCACAGGUUUGGACCAUCUUGAUACAAGCCGAAUAGAGUUUUGCGAGUUCCCGGUUGUGUGAGCAAUAGAAUUGCAAUCUGUGUAGCUUGUUGAAAUCCUAAUUAUUGUCUAGAAAUCAGGACAAAAUGAAAUCAAUCUAGGAAAUAAAACAGAAUGAA
Messenger RNA from Liolophura sinensis, 5614 nucleotides. RefSeq names its product centrosomal protein of 128 kDa-like. Lineage: Eukaryota; Metazoa; Mollusca; Polyplacophora; Chitonida; Chitonidae. The record is from RefSeq and is a predicted model, not a curated record. Gene Ontology annotation, cellular component: spindle pole; centriole. The coding region runs from base 726 to 4025 and encodes 1099 amino acids. The transcript is spliced from 32 exons.